Molecule: messenger RNA, 552 nt
Organism: Prunus armeniaca (apricot)
Lineage: Eukaryota; Viridiplantae; Streptophyta; Magnoliopsida; Rosales; Rosaceae
Source: the annotation of a GenBank genome assembly
AUGGAUCUAGCUCCCAACCUUCCUAUCAACGACCCUUUACCUCAUGCCAAAAAAGAGGGGGAGGGUGAGCUUGAUCAUCGUCGUCAGAGUUCGACAAAGGCAUUGCAUAAAUGCAUUUCCUCUCUCAUCACCAUACUAGCCGUAUUUGUCCCACUUAAGCACGCAGCUGGAGUUGCGUCUCUUCUAUUUAUUGCUGCUUUAUUGGUUUACUUCGGGUCUUUGGCUAUCAAGAUAGUCCUCCAAGCCCAAGCUCAUGAGGAUCAUUACAUUCCAGAUUUGGCUGAGUUCAUGGAUAAGAUUAGCCUCUCGUCUGGAACUCUCGCCUUGAGUUUAGAAUUGCUGAUCAUUGUUCCAGCUUUUGGGUGGUUCGCGAUCGUCGUCUGGAGCCUUUGUUUUGUGAUUGCUGUAAUCAAGUCGUACCAUCAAAGUGCUGUUGUUUUGAAAAGCUUGGGUCAGUGUGCAGUUGACGAACUUCUUCAUGCCUUUGACAAAUUCAAAGAGCUCUUCCACUCGACCGAGGAAACCGAGCAGCAGACUGCACUACCUAUAUAA